Molecule: messenger RNA, 1092 nt
Organism: Miscanthus lutarioriparius
Lineage: Eukaryota; Viridiplantae; Streptophyta; Magnoliopsida; Poales; Poaceae
Source: the annotation of a GenBank genome assembly
AUGGCCGAGGCCGUGGCCGUGGUGGUGGUGGCGAUGCUGGGAAAGAUGGCACCGAGAAGCGUGACAAGAGUCACAUCAAAUGCUUCAAGUGCCACAGAGAUAUCAGUGUGUGCCAGGCUUAGGGGGGAGCAUGUUGGUGUAACCCUGCCAACACUGAUACUGAAGACAUUCAGAGAAGAUGGCAUAAGUGAGCAGAGCGGGAAGGCUUUGGAGGCCGCCGCGCUGGCCGCCCGCGUCGCGGCCGUCGACCUCAGCGAGCUCCUUACCGCAUACGCCAACUCCGUCGUGUCGUGCGCGGCGUUCGGCGACGACAGCGCGUGGGGGCUGUUCGACGACGGUGACUCCGGCCGUCGGCAGAGCAAGGUGUUCACCGACUUUCAGAAGCUCAUCGGGACGGUGCCGGUCGGGGAGCUUCUGCCAUGGCUGGGCUGGGUGGACGCCAUCACCGGGCUAGAGGGGAAGAUCAGGCAGACGUUCGAGGCGCUUGACCGCGCCGGGGGUGAGGGUGGCGGCGAUGGCCGGGACUUCGUGGACGUGUUGCUGGACUUCCACAAGAACGACAAAGAGCACGGCAUCCAACUGGAGACCAACGAAAUUAAGGACAUCAUCUUUGUAGUUGAUCGAUCUCUUUCGUGUAUCAUGGGCGGCGGCGGCGUCACUACUCACUCGGCAGGACAUGUUCGCGGGAGGCACGGAUACGACACCACGACGAUGGAAUGGGCCAUGGCGGAGCUCGUCACCCACCCGCGCGCCAUGCGCAGAGCGCAGGACGAGGUCCGCACGGCGACGGCCGGCUCAACCGGCGUCAACGAGGACCACGUCGCGCAGCUGGACUACCUCAAGGCCAUGUUGCUGCCGUUCGGCGCCGGCAGGAGGGUGUGCCUCGGGAUGGGGUUCGCGGAGGCAAGCGCCGAGAUGGCGCUGGCGAGCUUGCUGUAUCAUUUUGACUGGGAGGUGGACGGCGGCGGUGUGCUGGGAAGCCAGAACCGAGAAGGGACGCCGACGCCAUCGUUGGACAUGACCGAGAUGAAUGGGAUAGCCGUGCAUAUCAAGUCCGGUCUGCCGCUUCUAGCUAAGCCGUGGGUCCCUUAA